This is a messenger RNA of Lichtheimia ornata, 885 nucleotides long. RefSeq lists its product as uncharacterized. Lineage: Eukaryota; Fungi; Mucoromycota; Mucoromycetes; Mucorales; Lichtheimiaceae. The record is from RefSeq and is a predicted model, not a curated record. The transcript has 2 exons. The coding region runs from base 1 to 885 and encodes 294 amino acids.
AUGCACAACCUAUAUUCUGGUACGGCUAAACGUUCAUGUAACUUAUGGAAAGCUGUGUAUGAAGAAGGGUUCAACAAGCCAUUGCUCUCGAAUGACGCCUUUUUGGGAAUGGUGGAAUCCACGGACGACAUUGUUUUGCCUUUGGGAUAUGAUAUACCCAAAGGAAAGAUCAAAUCAGGUUGCGCAGGAUUCAAGUCAGCCGAAUGGCGUACAUGGGUGGUAGCGUUAUCCCCUAUCUUGUUGAAAGGACGUCUCUUGGGCGAUCACUGGAAGGUGCAUCUCUUGUUUGUUGGCGCGAAUCGCAUACUGGCAAAGCCAUCCCUUUCAAUCGAUGAGAUCAAUGAAGGCCACAAGAAGCUACAGCAAUUUUGCAUGUUGUAUGAGAGGCUAUAUGGACCUGACGAAAUCACCCCUAACAUGCAUUUGCAUAUGCAUUUGCGGGAAACGAUGCUUGAUUUCGGGCCAAUGUAUGCUUUUUGGCUUUUUGGAUUUGAACGGUUCAAUGGAAUUUUGAAGGCAAUCGAUACAAACGGCAAGGAUGGAUUGGAAAUCACUAUGAUGCGUCAUUUCUUGCAGAAGCAUCAUGCAGGAGACUAUUUGCAUACCAUGAUCGCGAAUCUCGAGCGACAUCCCUUUUUGAAGAGUGUAAUCAUGGCGCUGGUUCUAUCAUUGUAUACUGCCUCAUCUGAGCCCCAAGAUAAUGAUGACGAGCUUUUCAACUUGAAUGAAUUCAAUCGCUUUUCGGAAAAUCCAAUGUUGGUUGAUGCAGUCCUAGGAUAUGAAGCUCUUCCACCAUCGCUUAUUACGUCGAUACAGCUAUCCGAUAAGCAUUGGGUAGACAAUCUCGUUGUGGUCAUUCCUUUACCAUGCAAAACAGUUGGGUAG